Molecule: messenger RNA, 756 nt
Organism: Musca domestica (house fly)
Lineage: Eukaryota; Metazoa; Arthropoda; Insecta; Diptera; Muscidae
Exons: 1
Coding region: 1-756 (251 amino acids)
Source: RefSeq, a predicted model, not a curated record
AUGUGGGAAGCGGCUGUCAAAUCGAUGAAGUAUCACCUAAAAAGAAUCGUUGGUGACAUGAAGUUGACGUAUGAAGAAAUUAGCACCGUGCUGGCCCAAAUAGAAGCGGUAUUAAACUCGAGGCCAUUACACGAGCUAGAUAGCAGCCCGGAACACAUCGACACUUUAACACCAGGCCAUUUUAUAAUUGGACGUCCUUUAUUAGAGGCUCCGGCAAGAAUCGAGGAAGGAAGUUUGGCAUGCGUUAACAGAUGGAAACUACUACUUAGAAUAAAAAAUCAUUUCUGGAGAAAAUGGAAGGAGGAAUAUUUGAUGACCUUGCAAAAUCGUACGAAAUGGAGGAAGAAGGAUAGAAAUCUGGAAGUGGGUCAAGUAGUUAUCAUUAAAAAUGAAGAGACACAUCCAGCUCGUUGGCCAUUGGCGAAAGUGACAGAUGUACAUCCGGGAAAGGAUGGGGUUGUAAGAGUGGCAACUGUGAAAACACAAGACGGAGAAUUAAAGAGACCAAUAAAUAAAUUGUGUCCAUUAGAGCACGUAGAUAAUAUACAAGAAGAUCUGCAACAAAAACCCAUGUCAGUGAAUACAACAAGGCGGUUACCGAAUCUAAUACGAAAUCCUGCAAUGAUGCUGACCAUGAUUAUGAAUCUUUGUUUGGUAAUGUCGACUAAGGCAUCUUCCGUCAAAGGAUUGAACAGCUCGUCGGCAAUGUACUUAGAUCCAUUUUCACAAAUUCAUAUGGCCACAUCUCGAUCAUAA